Lotus japonicus is the source of this 2178-nucleotide messenger RNA. Its product is annotated as phenolic glucoside malonyltransferase 1-like. The record is from RefSeq and is a predicted model, not a curated record. Lineage: Eukaryota; Viridiplantae; Streptophyta; Magnoliopsida; Fabales; Fabaceae. The transcript has a single exon. Bases 281 to 1774 code for a protein of 497 amino acids.
GAUAGAUAAAAAAAUAAUAUGAGAAGUGAUGUGAUAUAAAAUGCAAAAAAAGAUAAAAAUAAGAUGAAAGAGAAAAUAAAAUGUGUAUGCAUCAAAACUAGUUCCGGUACCUAUACUAUACCCGUAUUGGUGCAACAUAGGUAAUGACCUCAUACCAGCCUUGUAAGAAUCAUCGACCACUUACCACCUCAAAGAUCUAGUGAUGAAUAUAUAACUAAUAGUCCAUACAUGCAAGUAAGCACAUUUCUCUCAGAUCAAGCAUUUCCUCUGUUUCAUUCACAUGGCUUCUCCAAGCAACUCCAUCAAAAUCCAUGAGAACUGCCUCAUAGCUCCUCCUCCUUCUUCAACCCACUUCUCUCUCCCUCUCACCUUCUUCGACAUGUUCUGGCUCAGGUUCCACCCUGUUGAGCGCAUCUUCUUCUACUCUCUUCCUCUCCCUCAUUCACAGCCAUCCUUUUUCUUUGACCAAGUGGUUCCAAAGCUCAAAACCUCACUCUCUUUCACCCUCCAACACUUUCUCCCAUUAGCAGGGAGCAUAGUUUGGCCUUCUGAAUCAGAUAUACCCAUCAUUCAAUUCAACCCUGGUGAUGGAGUUUCCUUGGUCCUAGCAGAGUGUGAUGAUGAUGAAGAUGAUGAUGUUGCAGAAUUCAAUCAGAUGUUAAAGCACAAUUCACCUCGUGAAGCAACAGAGUCUCGCAAAUUCGUACCCGACUUGGAAUCUUCAGAUUCUCGUGCCUCUGUUUUCUCCCUGCAGAUUACUCUGUUUCGAAACAGGGGAUUCUGCAUAGGCAUCAGCACCCACCAUGCUGUUCUUGAUGGAAAAUCUUCAACCAUGUUCAUUAAGGCCUGGGCUUUAACAUGUAAAACCCGUGAAGAUACACCAUCUUUGGCGCCUGAAUUGGAACCUUUCUUCGACAGGGAAGUCAUCAAAGAUCCAAGUGGGCUUGGUAGCGUGUUCGUGAAUAGCUGGAAAGAAAUCUCAUCCAAACUUGACCCUUCUGGUAACAGCAACGAGCGAAGCUUGAAGAUCAUGUCAAACUCAAACCCAUCUCAAGAAAUCGCUGAGGGCAAAGCUCGAGCCACGUUUGAGCUCACACGUGAAGACAUAGAGAAGAUAAAGAAAAGGGUGUUAUCCAUGUGGCACAAGGUGGAAGAAGGAGCACAGGAAAAAACACAACCAAUAAUCGAUUCCUCAAAGCCAAAUACUUUGUCAACAUUUGUUGUUACCUGUGCUUAUGUUUCUGUCUGCAUUGCUAAAGCCAUUCAAGAAUCUGAAAGGGACAAAGAUAAAGUACAUAAAUUUCUUUUUGGGUUCACCAUGGAUUGUAGGACACAGUUAAAGCCUCCAAUCCCUGAGAACUAUUUUGGAAAUUGUGUGUCUUCUCAUAUAGUGGACAACACUGACUCUGAGGACUUCACAAAGGAAGAUGGGGUUGUAAUUGUUGCUAAGAGCAUUCAUAAGAAGAUUAAAAUGUUGCAUCAUAGGGGACCACUUGAUGGAGUAGAGACAUUGAUGGUUAGGUUCAUGUCUUUUGUAAGUGAGGGAGUUGUAUCAAUUGGAGUUGCAGGAUCGAAUCGAUUUGGAGUUUAUGGAACUGAUUUUGGUUGGGGGAGGCCUAAGAAGGUGGAGAUAACUUCAAUUGAUAGAAACUUAACGAUUGGCAUGGCAGAGAGCAAGGAUGGGAAGGGUGGUGUUGAAGUUGGGUUGGUUCUUGAUAAGCAUGUGAUGGGUCUGUUUGGUACUUUUUUCCUAGCAGGGCUAUGCUCUGACUGAGGGUAACAUAGCAACCCUCAAAGCAGAGCUUGUGCAGUUGAAGGCAAAAUAAGAUGAGGGAUCUUAUGCUUUUAUGGCUCUUGGAAACCAUUCUCCUUUUCCUAUUUAUGAACUUGAGGAUGAGGAGGACGAUCAUUAGGAAUAGGGGUAAAAUAAAUAAAUUACCAACGGUAAUUAUGUGCUCUAUUAUGUCAACAAUAUAUUGAAUAUAUGAGUUGUCGGUAAUUUAUUCAUGCCUAAAAUUAUCUGUAAAUUACUAGUGGCUUUAGUCGUGGAUAAAGUACUAACAAAUUUUCGAAGGCUUUAUGACCUUCGGUUUUUUGUCGCUAACAAUCCAUUACCAAAGGCUUUUAGAGCUUACAAACAGUUUAUGACUGUCAGUAAUGGUGAGUUUUAUUGUAGUA